AUGAGUAUUUCAAACGAGAUUUAACAGAACUCAUUUAGUUUAUAAGAUGAGAUAUUCUAAGGACCUACUCCAAUGAUGCUUUCUGGAAGGAUAAUUGUGGGAGAUGGAGAUUCAAGCAGAUUUCUUCCAGCUAGUUGGAAUUCUUUCACAGUACCUGACUAAAUGAAAUUGGCAGAUUUAAGCCAAUAAUCUAUCCAUGCUAUACCAAUUGAGAUGCACAAAUCGACAAAGGGUAUGAGAAAAUCUGAAUAUUAAUCUGCAUAUGUAGCUGAAGAUGAUGAUUAAUCUAAUGGUAAACCUCAAUUUCUGAAAUUAAUAAUUGCUAAGAGUUUUUAAAAUAAUUUUAUAAGCAAUCUUUGGAAUAGAUCUUAUUUAAGAAAAUUAAAUUAAUUAUCUAAUUAUUAGAUUUAGGUCUUGGAUGAUUUAUAAAUAGAAAAUGAAACAUAUUUUCAAGAUUAAAAAAGAACUUUUACAAAAUUGGAAAAAAUAAAACGAUUUUUCUCAUAUAUUGAAGUCUUCACACCUUAUAGUUAAUUUAUUUUUAUAUGGGGUCUUUUUUAAAUAUUAAUAUAUUUAUUGAUAUUUUUUUGGCUGCCAUAUAAAAUAUCUUUCAAAUUAGAAUCAAUUGGAGAUUUCUUAGGAUAUAAUCAAACAAAACAGAUUCUUGAAAUACUGUUUUUAUCUAUACUUAGUUUAGAUGUAUUUGUUGGAUUGAAUUUGGCAUUUAUUUAUAAAGGAAUAAUAAUAAGAAAUAGAAAGAGAAUAAUAAUAAAUUAUUUUCGAUAAUAUGCAUUUGUAGAUUUGGUAUCUUAUAGUGAAUAUAUAAGGAUUAAAGGUUUCACUCAGUACAAUAACCCUGUAGUUUUUUAUUUUAACAAACAAUGGUGAUUCGAAUUAAAUGUUGAUAAUAUAAAUAGCAUUGUGUGCUGUAUUUUAUGUUUUAAGGAUGACAAAGAUUAAUAAGAUUUUAGCUUAAAUAUAAGAGUAGAAAUUAUAAUAAAUAAUAUAGAUUUUUUAAUUUGUAUGGUUCUUUAAACGAUUUAGUUGGAUUAUUAAAGUUGACAAUGAUAAUUGUAUUUAUUGCUCAUAUUUGUGCAUGUGUUUGGCAUGGGAUAGCAUUUUAUAAUGAUGAAUAUUCUUGGUUAGAUGCUUAUGAAUUAAGAGAUAAAGGAAAUGCUUCAAAAUAUAAUACUGCUAUAUAUUGGGCAACAAUGACUAUGACAACUGUUGGAUAUGGAGAUAUUACAGCAAAGAAUAAUAUUGAAUUAUUAAUAAAUAAUUUAACUAUGCUUAUAGCAUCAAUAGUAUUUGCUUAUUCAGUUAAUAGCAUUGGAAUAUUUGUAUCAAAUAUGUAUAAGGGAGCUAUGGAAUAUAGUAGAAGUGUAACAUUAAUUAACACAUUUAUGUCUAAGAAUAAAAUUUAAUUUGAGUUAUAAACAAGGAUAAGAAGUUAUUUAGAAUAUAUUUGGUAAGAGGAACAAAAUAUGAAUGAUGAAGAAGUUGCAACUUUGAUAGGAAAAUUAAGUAGCAAUUUAUAGGAGGAAUUAUAAUAUUAAUUGAGAGGAAAUAUAUUAAGUACUUGUAAAGUUAUGGUUAAGACAUUUUCAUAAAAAAUGAUUAAAUCUUUAUUGGGUUAAAUGGAAGAAUAGAGUUUCUCUCCUGAAGAAAGAAUAAUAACUAUUAAUUAAAGUGAUGAUUCAUCUUUGUAUAUUAUUACAAAAGGAGAAGUUGAAAUCAUUUUUGAAGGAUAAAAUAGUCUAAAUGAAAAAGUUAAAAGAAAUAGUUUAAAAUUUUUAUCAUAAGGUGAUUAUUUUGGAGAAUUAGCAUUCUUUACUGGUUAACCUAGAAAGGCUACAGCUAUUUCUCGAGCAUUUACAAAAGUAUUCAAAAUUAAAAGAGAAAACUUUAUAAAGAUUUUAUUAUCAUAUCCAAAUGAUUAUGAAAAAUAUUGUUAAUUAAAUCACACACUUAUGUAAUAAGAUUAUAGUGUUUUAUAAAUAAAUUGUUAUAGUUGUUAAAGUAAUCAUCAUUUAAUUGACAAAUGUAAUUAUGUACAUUUCUGUCCAGAUAAAGAAGCUAUAUUAAAAAGAGAAUUAUAUCCAUAUGAUUAAAAAAGAAAUAAAGUUAGGGGUAGAUAUGAAAGAGAUAGAGUAUUGAGUCCUUGGAUUAUGUAAAAGUAUGUUAUGACAAAAGCAAAAGAACUUUAAUAAGAAUUAUAAUAUUUAGCAAAUAAAGGAACAGAAUUUGAAGAUAUGGAUCAACAUUCAAAUUUAAUUAAUGAUGUUUAUGAAGAUGAAGGUUUUUUAAAUAUUUUAUAUAUUUUUAGUUGAAAUUGAUGUUCCAUCAUCAUUAAAUUAAAGAAGUAAUUCAAGAACAUUUAGUAAACUUAGUCAAAAAUAAUCCUAAUAAAAUUAAGAAACUGAUGAGGAUGAAUCUAAAAAUUAUUCUAGAAAGGUAGUCAUUCCUAGAACUACACUUUAAACUGCUGGUUUUGGUGGCGGAAUGCGAGAUAGCACAAAUGUAGAUAUUUUAAAAGAUGAAGAAUAUUAAGAAAGUUCAGAUGAAGAAUCUGAUGAAGAAAAAGAUCAAGUUUUAAUGUAAUUGCCAAUACCUACAAAUAAAAGCUAAGAAGCUAUUAGAAAUUAAUAAUAAAAAAUUACAUUUACUCGUAAAGAAUCAGCAGAAGAUAUUAUUCCUCGUUCAUAAAAUCAAAGAUCUAACACUUAUACCCAAAAGGGCAGAAACUCUUAAACUAUUAAAAGAACUUUGACCCCUGAAAAAAUAUAUCCGCCAAAUCCAUCUGAUUUAGAAAUUAGAAAUAAUGCUAGAAGACCUACAUCCAAAAAAUAGUCUAGUGCUACUAGAACUUUUACUAGAAAUUAAGGUAGAGAAAUGACAGCUGAUGCCAAUCCUACUUCUUUUAUGGAUAAUUAGACAUAUAAUUAACAUACAUCUACAACUAUUUUAGGAUAAUUUGAUAAGAUGUAAGUUUUUAUGCAUUAUUUUCCAUUCAAUAAUUAUGAUUCAGUCAUAAAAAGGUAUAUUCUAUCAUAUAUUUAUUGUUAGAUAUUCUAGAUUAUAAAAAUUCUUUGGUAAAAAACGAUUAUAUCCAGAAUUUUCUAAAUAUUCCUUUUUCUUUAUGACAAUUAAAAAAGGAUGGAAAUUAAGGAAGUUAGGAGCAAAAUUGUCUGGAAAAACAUUUGCAGAAUCACUAAAAAAACCAUUUUCAAAAACAUUUUAAAGUUUUAAAACAGUAAAAAAAGUCGUAAACAAUACAACUGGCAAUGGAGGUGGUGGUACUUCACCAUUACGAUUGCAUUCCUUUAAAUGA
Paramecium sonneborni is the source of this 3331-nucleotide messenger RNA. The record is from the annotation of a GenBank genome assembly. Lineage: Eukaryota; Ciliophora; Oligohymenophorea; Peniculida; Parameciidae.